This is a messenger RNA of Thyridium curvatum, 4737 nucleotides long. RefSeq lists its product as uncharacterized. The record is from RefSeq and is a predicted model, not a curated record. Gene Ontology annotation, cellular component: cytoplasm. Bases 1 to 4737 code for a protein of 1578 amino acids. Gene Ontology annotation, molecular function: shikimate kinase activity; shikimate 3-dehydrogenase (NADP+) activity; 3-dehydroquinate dehydratase activity. Gene Ontology annotation, biological process: chorismate biosynthetic process; aromatic amino acid biosynthetic process. Lineage: Eukaryota; Fungi; Ascomycota; Sordariomycetes; Thyridiales; Thyridiaceae. The transcript has 2 exons.
AUGGCAGACGUCAAUGGCUCUGGGCCGACCAGAAUCCCCAUUCUGGGCCAGGAGUCCAUCAUUAUCGACCAUGGCCUCUGGCUCUCCUACGUGACUCACGAUCUGCUCAACAACAUCAAGUCGUCCACCUACGUCCUCAUCACCGACACCAACCUCUCCCCCAUCUACGUCCCGCCUUUCCAAGCCGUCUUUGAGCAGGCUGUUGACAAUGCCUCGAAGUCGGGCCAAGCCAGCUCCGCAGCGGCUUCGGGUCCCCCCCGCCUGCUCACCUACGCCAUCCCGCCCGGCGAGUCGUCCAAGGGUCGCGAGACCAAGGCCGAGAUCGAGGACUGGAUGCUGCUGAACCAGUGCACCCGCGACACCGUUGUCAUUGCUCUCGGCGGCGGCGUCAUUGGGGACAUGAUUGGCUAUGUCGCCGCGACCUUUAUGCGCGGUGUGCGCUUCGUCCAGGUGCCUACGACCCUGCUCGCCAUGGUGGACUCGUCCAUUGGUGGCAAGACGGCCAUCGAUACCCCGAUGGGCAAGAACCUCAUAGGCGCCUUCUGGCAGCCUCGCCGCGUCUACAUCGACCUGGCCUUCCUCGACACCCUUCCCGUCCGCGAGUUCAUCAACGGCAUGGCCGAGGUGAUCAAGACUGCCGCCAUCUGGGAUGAGGCCGAAUUCUGUGCCCUCGAAGACAAUGCUGCCCUGAUACUGGCCACGAUACGUCGUGACGCUGCCAACGCCCAGGAGCGGCUGAAACCGAUCCGCCAUAUACUGAAGCGCAUCGUCCUCGGCUCCGCACGAGUCAAGGCUCAUGUCGUCUCGUCCGACGAGAAGGAGGGUGGUUUGCGCAACCUCUUGAACUUUGGACACUCCAUUGGACACGCCUUCGAGGCAAUCUUGACCCCGCAGGUCUUGCACGGCGAGGCUGUUGCAAUCGGUAUGGUCAAGGAAGCCGAGCUUGCCAGAUUUCUCGGGGUCCUGCGCCCAGGUGCCGUUGCUCGCUUGGUCAAGUGCAUUGCGAGCUAUGACCUACCUACUUCCCUGCUCGAUAAGCGCAUCGUCCAGCUCACUGCCGGCAAGUCUUGCCCCGUAGAUGUACUGCUUGACAAGAUGGCCGUCGACAAGAAGAAUGAUGGCAAGAAGAAGAAGAUCGUCCUACUCUCGGCCAUAGGAAAGACGCAUGAACCCAAGGCCACCGUCGUGGAUGACCGUGCAAUCCGGGUGGUCUUGUCCCCUGCUGUACGCGUCACUCCCGGCCUGCCCGCCGACCUCUCCGUGAGCAUCACACCUCCGGGUUCAAAGAGCAUUUCCAAUCGAGCCCUGGUCCUCGCCGCCCUCGGCAACGGCCCCUGCCGCAUCAAGAACCUGCUCCACUCGGACGAUACCGAGUAUAUGCUGUCCGCCGUCAGCGCACUGGGCGGUGCUGCCUACUCGUGGGAGGACGCCGGGGAGGUUCUCGUGGUCGAAGGCACCAGCGGCCGCUUGCGAGCGAGCAGGGACGAGCUCUAUCUGGGUAACGCUGGCACGGCCUCUCGAUUUUUGACCACCGUUGCUGCCCUCUGUGCGCCAUCCGAUGUCUCUUCGACCGUACUGACAGGAAACGCACGCAUGAAGGUGCGUCCAAUCGGGCCUCUCGUGGAUGCCCUCCGCGGCAACGGCGUGGAAGUCGAGUAUCUUGGCAACGAGAAAAGCCUGCCCAUUCGCGUCGGGGCAGCUGGCGGUCUCCAAGGCGGUGUGAUCGAACUGGCCGCCACCGUGUCAUCUCAGUACGUGUCUUCCAUCCUGAUGGCGGCGCCCUACGCCAAGAACCCCGUAACCCUCCGACUCGUGGGAGGCAAGCCCAUCUCCCAGCCCUACAUUGACAUGACCAUUGCCAUGAUGGGUGCUUUCGGUGUCCACGUCAGGCGGUCUGCGGACGAGCCCGAUACAUACCUCAUCCCGUGCGCUACCUACCAGAAUCCGGCCGAAUACGUCGUUGAAAGCGAUGCGAGCUCGGCCACGUACCCACUUGCUGUUGCUGCCAUCACCGGCACUACCUGCACUGUUCCCAACAUCGGCGCCAAAUCUCUCCAGGGCGAUGCUCGUUUUGCUGUGGAAGUGCUGCGGCCUAUGGGAUGCCUGGUCGAGCAAACCGAUUUCUCCACAACCGUCACGGGUCCCAAGCCUGGGUCGCUUAAGGCACUAGAUGUCGAUAUGGAGCCAAUGACUGACGCCUUCCUAACGGCGUCGGUCCUGGCCGCUGUAGCCAGCGGCACCACACGUAUCACUGGCAUCGCAAAUCAGCGUGUCAAGGAAUGCAACCGCAUUGCGGCAAUGAAGGAUCAACUGGCCAAGUUCGGCGUCGAAUGUUCGGAGCUCGAAGACGGCAUUGUAGUCCACGGUAAGCCGUACCAGGCCCUACAAGAACCUGCUGGCGGGGUCUACUGUUACGACGAUCACCGUGUCGCCAUGAGCUUCAGCGUGCUUUCCGUCAUCGCGCCCACUCCUGUACUCAUCCUUGAACGCGAAUGUGUGGGCAAGACUUGGCCUGGCUGGUGGGAUGUUCUAUCCCAGUCCUUCAAGGUUGUCCUCGACGGAGAGGAGCCCAAGGGCGUGCACGAGACCAUUGCCGCGCGCUCUCCAGCCGCGCGCUCCAUCUUCAUUAUAGGUAUGCGGGGAGCUGGAAAGACCACCGCUGGAGGCUGGCUGGCAGAAGUCCUAGGACGGCCGUUUGUCGACCUGGACGAUGAGCUGGAGCGAAGACAAGGCGUCACUAUUCCUGAGAUGAUCAGAGGCCCGGCCGGUUGGGAGGGUUUCCGAGAUGCCGAGGUCGAGCUCCUAGCGGACAUGAUCAAGAACCGUGCCCAUGGCUACGUUUUCUCGUGCGGGGGCGGUAUUGUCGAAACCCCCAAGGCGCGAGACUUGCUGAUCUCCUACCACCGGGCUGGCGGGUGCGUUCUGCUCGUCCAUCGAGACACGGAUCAGGUAGUCGAGUUCCUGAUGCGCGACAAAACCAGGCCGGCAUACUCGGAAAACAUUCGAGAGGUCUAUGUCCGGCGCCGACCGUGGUUUGCUGCGUGCAGCAAUUAUCAGUAUCAUAGUCCCCACCGAGAUGGUUCCGAGGUGCUCAGCUCCCCUCCGUCAGACUUCUCCCGCUUCGUGUCCGUGAUGUGUGGCCGGAGUACACACCUCGAGGAUGCUAUGAGGAAGGCCCACUCGUUUUUUGUCUCCCUCACGGUCCGCAAUGUUUCCGCAGCACUUCAUAUCAUCCCCAGGGUCAUUGUGGGGUCCGAUGCUGUCGAAUUGCGUGUUGACCUGCUCGAGGACCACACCCCUGAGUUCAUCGCCAGCCAGGUCUGUUCGCUUCGCUCUGUUGCAGAGGUGCCCAUCAUCUUCACGGUUCGCACGCAAAGCCAGGGAGGCCGCUUCCCAGAUGCGGACCACGAAGGCGCCCUCAAGCUGUACCAGACAGCUAUCCGCUACGGCGUAGAGUACAUCGACCUCGAGAUGACCAUGCCGGAUUACGUCUUGCAGGCGGUGGCGGCAGGGAAGGGCGGCUCGUCCAUCAUCGCCUCCCAUCACGAUCCCCGAGGCGAAUUGUCGUGGAAGAACGGAGCCUGGAUGCCUCACUACAACAAGGCUCUGCAAUAUGGCGACGUGAUCAAGCUGGUGAGCUUCACUGAGGAUAUGCAAGACAACUUUGCCUUGGCUGCCUUCAAGGCGAGGAUGCAAGCGGCGCACAACACUCCUCUCAUCGCCUUGAACAUGGGCCUCAAGGGUAAACUCAGCCGCGUGCUGAACGGGUUCUUGACGCCCGUGUCUCAUCCCGAGUUGCCAUUCAAGGCGGCUCCAGGCCAGCUGUCGGCCAAGGAAAUUCGACAGGCGCUGGCCUUGACGGGUGAGAUCGAGGCGCGCUCUUUCGUGUUGUUCGGAAAACCAAUCGCGAAAUCUAGGUCCCCGGCGCUGCACAACUCACUGUUUGCUGCGACUGGCCUUCCGCAUCGCUAUUCCCUAGUGGAGACAGAUAACACAGAAGAGAUGCAAGCAGUCAUUCGGGCCCCUGAUUUUGGCGGUGCCUCGGUCACCAUCCCCUUGAAGUUGGAUGUCAUGGGCCUCCUUGACGAGAUCUCGGAUGCUGCCAAGGUUAUCGGGGCCGUCAACACCGUCAUCCCUCUCAACAAAGAGAAAGCCGGUCAGACCUGCCUCCGCGGCGACAACACGGACUGGAUGGGCAUGGUGCACUCGCUCCGCAAUGCCGGGCUUCGGCGCCCAACCCACGGUUCCUCGAAAGCUGGGCUCGUCAUUGGCUCAGGAGGCACCACACGAGCUGCGGUGUUCGCUCUACAUUCACUCGGCUUGAGCCCCAUUUACCUCGUGGCUCGAAACAAGGACAAAGUUGGGACCCUGGCUGCCUCCUUCCCCGACGACUACGACGUGCAGCAUUUGGACGCCACCGAUGAUGCCACCGCAGCGAAGGUAUCCGUCGCCAUCAGUACCGUGCCGGCGGAUAAGCCGGUUGACGAGGGCAUUGGUCGCAUCGUCUCGGCAGUUCUGCACCAGCCAUCGGUCGCUCAUGAUGCCCGGAUUCUGAUGGAGAUGGCCUACACGCCUCGCCACACCCCUCUCAUGCAGCUGGCCGAGAAGGCUGGUUGGGAGACAAUCCCUGGCUUGGAAGUUCUUGCCGCACAGGGAUGGUACCAGUUCCAACUCUGGACUGGCAUUGUUCCACUCUACGAGGACGCAAGAGACGCUGUCAUGGGGAAAGAGUUUUAG